UCUCUGUAAUUCUCUCUGUGUCUCUCUCCCCCUCCACUAAUCUCACCUACUCCUCUCUUGGUCGCCUCGAGCCCACCCGUGGGAGUUAAAGAAAGAAGAAGGAAAGAAGUGAAGGAAGAAGCGCGCUGCCGGGAGGGAGACGUGUUUCCGAGGAGAGCGAUAUAGUUUUUCUUCUGAUCUCUGGUCGAUGGAUUUCUCACUGACAAUACAACAAUAUUUUAGCUAGAAAAUCGAGUGAAGCAUGGGGGACUGGAGCUUUCUAGGGCGGCUGCUGGAGAAUGCUCAAGAACACUCCACUGUAAUUGGAAAGGUUUGGCUGACCGUCCUAUUCAUCUUCCGUAUCUUGGUGCUGGGCGCAGCAGCUGAAGAGGUUUGGGGUGAUGAGCAGUCUGACUUUACUUGUAACACGCAGCAGCCCGGUUGCGAGAACGUCUGCUAUGACGAGGCCUUCCCCAUCUCCCACAUCCGCUUCUGGGUGCUGCAGAUCAUCUUUGUCUCCACGCCCACUCUCAUCUACUUGGGCCAUGUGCUGCACAUCGUCCGCAUGGAGGAGAAGAGGAGGGAAAGGGAGGAGGAGCUCAGGAAGGCCGGACGGCACCAGGAGGACCACGACCCUCUCUAUCACAAUGGAGUCGGUGAUGGAGGAAGAGGAGGAGGUGGGAAGAAGGAGAAGCCACCAAUUCGUGAUGAGCAUGGGAAGAUCCGGAUCCGCGGGGCGUUGUUGAGGACCUACAUCUUCAACAUCAUCUUCAAGACUCUAUUUGAGGUGGGCUUCAUCCUGGGACAGUACUUCCUCUACGGCUUCCACUUGAGGCCGCUCUAUAAAUGUGGCCGCUGGCCCUGCCCCAAUACUGUGGACUGCUUCAUCUCCAGGCCCACUGAAAAGACAAUCUUCAUCAUCUUCAUGCUGGUGGUUGCCUGUGUCUCUUUGGUCCUCAACUUGCUGGAGAUCUACCACCUGGGCUGGAAGAAAGUCAAGCAGGGGGUCAGCAACGAGUUUGUACGCGACAGUGAGUCGCUGCUGCCGGGCGGAGACGAGCCUGGAGACGCAGAGACGAUUCCUGAGCAGACCUCCGCGUCAGCGCUCGACUGUUUGCCGGCGUACGCCAGCGUGAACGUGUCGGGUGGAGCAGCAGAGGGAGGAGCCUACGGUCCAACCGAAGCCUCCCCUACCUCUGUGCUCGCCACACACAAGAUGGACGGCUCAGCGUUCCACGCAGACGACCUUUUGGAGGCCCAACCCACUGCUUUUUAUGGUGAGAAAGUGCGUGUUGGGAGCCACGGGCAGUUGAUGGCGAUGGAGCAGAACUGGAGCAACAUGGCACAGGAGCUCCACAAUCUGGAAGGAAAAAACUCCUCCUCCUCUUCCUCCUCCUACCCUCCUCCUUUUCCCUCUCCUCCCAUCUCCGCCUCUUCCUCUCCUCAUGAGGAGACCAUCCCACCGCUUCCGCAAGGGGAGCAACACUCCACAUUUCCUACACUUCCUCGUCAUACCCCUCUCUCUACCCUCGCACCGGCGGUGGAUGAGGAAAACACAUCACCUUGUAUGGUCCCACAUGACGACUUCACCGUGGUUACCCGGGCGGAGAUGCAUCAGCCUCCUGCUGCUGCUGCGAGAGACAUCCGGAAGCCAAGUCGGGCCAGCAAGAGCAGCGGCGUCCGAGCUCGCCCCGAUGACCUGGCAGUGUAG
Messenger RNA from Perca flavescens (yellow perch), 1690 nucleotides. Its product is annotated as gap junction alpha-3 protein. The coding region runs from base 242 to 1690 and encodes 482 amino acids. Gene Ontology annotation, biological process: cell-cell signaling. The record is from RefSeq and is a predicted model, not a curated record. NCBI's taxonomy places the organism in Eukaryota, Metazoa, Chordata, Actinopteri, Perciformes, Percidae. Gene Ontology annotation, cellular component: connexin complex. Gene Ontology annotation, molecular function: gap junction channel activity. The transcript is spliced from 5 exons.